Molecule: messenger RNA, 948 nt
Organism: Lepus europaeus (European hare)
Lineage: Eukaryota; Metazoa; Chordata; Mammalia; Lagomorpha; Leporidae
Product: olfactory receptor 2A12-like
Exons: 1
Coding region: 1-948 (315 amino acids)
Biological process (GO): G protein-coupled receptor signaling pathway
Cellular component (GO): membrane
Molecular function (GO): olfactory receptor activity; G protein-coupled receptor activity
Source: RefSeq, a predicted model, not a curated record
AUGCAGAGCGUUGGCAAGGAAAACCACAGCUCUGUGUCUGAAUUCAUCCUCCUUGGCUUCUCCAGUGAGUCACAGGUCAGAAUGGCCCUCUUCACCUUCUUCCUCCUCCUCUACCUCAUCACCCUUGUGGGCAAUGGACUCAUCGUCACCCUGAUUUAUCUAGACUCACGCCUCCACACGCCCAUGUACUUCUUUCUCAGUAUCCUCUCCUUGGUGGACAUGAGCUAUGUCACCACCACUGUGCCCCAGAUGUUGGUUAACAUGGUCUGUCCUAGAAGGACCAUCUCCCGGGGAGCUUGUAUAGCCCAAAUGUUCAUCUUCUUGGUCCUGGGCAUUGCUGAGUGUGUCCUCUAUGCCAUCAUGGCUUACGACAGGUAUGUGGCCAUUUGCUUCCCCCUUCACUACACACUGCUCAUGAGCCGCCCCAUUUGUAUCAAGAUGGUCACAAUCUGUGGAUCAGUUAGCAUCACUGGGGCCCUAAUCUAUACUGUCUUUACCAUGCGUCUGCCCUACUGCGGCCCCUACAAGAUCAACCAUUUCUUCUGUGAGGUCCCUGCUGUCCUGAAGUUGGCCUGUGCAGACACAUCCCUCAAUGACCGGCUGGACUUUGUCUUGGGUUUCAUCCUGCUUUUGGUUCCACUCUCCCUCAUCUUAGCCUCUUAUGUCCGCAUCUUUGCCUCAAUCUUAAGAAUUCGCUCAACCCAAGGAAGACUCAAAUCCUUCUCCACAUGUGCCUCCCAUGUCACUGUAGUCACCAUGUUCUAUGGACCAGCCAUGAUCAUGUACAUGAGACCUGGCUCCUGGUAUGACCCGGAGCGGGACAAGAAGCUGGCCCUGUUCUACAAUGUCGUCUCUGCCUUCCUCAACCCUAUCAUCUAUAGCCUCAGAAACAAGGAUGUCAAGGGGGCCUUUCUGAAAGUGCUUGGAAACAAAGGGGCAGCUCAGUGA